CGGCCGAUAUUUCUCCUGUCUCGCUUCGGACAGGUAAGAAGAAUCAGUCAGCACUCAAUUCGCCCCCCUCCUCCUCUCCCUCGCCAAACAUUCCAGCCAGCCACCGGCGCCGCCGCGCGGCCCCGACUAGAUCAGGUGUUGCCAGGUUAAGAAUGGAGUCUGCGACGAGUUCCUCCCAGCCUGAGCCGACGCCGCCGUCUGCUGCCGGCGGCAGGGACUGGUCGGAGCUGUCGCUGGACGCGCUCGUGCUGGUCUUCGCCAGGCUCGGCCCCGUCGAGAUCCUCAUGGGCUCGGGCCUCGUCUGCCGCUCGUGGUUGCAGGCGGCCAGGGAGCCCGAGCUGUGGCGGUCCGUGGACAUGGCGAGCCACAGGGUAGUGGAGGAGAUGAAGGGAGACGUCCUGCGCGCCAUGGCGAUGGUGGCCGUCGACCGCUCCGGGGGGAAGCUGGAGGUGUUCUCCGGGAAGUACUUCGUCACCGACGAGCUUCUAAAGUAUAUAGGGGACAGGUCACCAUCUCUGAAGACACUCAGCCUUAUAUCAUGCCACGAGGUCUCCAACAAGGGAUUCACCGAACUGGUUACAAAGUCACCUCUGCUAGAGGACCUCUCGCUCGAGCUCUGUCCGAAGAUCGGCGGUCGCAACGCGUACGAGUCCACCGGCAAAGCAUGCCCCCAGCUGAGGCGUUUCAGCCUGCGCCGGGAGUGCUUCAGGUUCUCCUUGAACUACCCUCGCCGCGUCGCUGAGGCGCUCGGGAUCGCAGCGAUGACCGGGCUGCGGAGCCUCAGCCUCACCAGCAGCAACAUCACCAACGACGAGCUGGCGGCCGUCCUCGACGGCUGCCCUCGCCUGGAAACUCUCUGCUUGCGCGACUGCUACAAGGUCAUAGCUGAUGAUGCUGCCCUGAGAGCCAGGUGUGCCAGGAUCAAGACGCUGGCGCUUCCUGAGUGUGAGCGCUAGCUACUAGUAAUCUCCACUAUCACGUUGUUUAUGAUGAGGAUUGUUAGCAUGGUUUGACAGACAAGUUGUUAUGAUCCUUUGCAAGGCCUUCAGAUUUGCGGUGCUAGUGCUGAAGUUCUUCCUUUAAAAGACCCUAGUGGUGAAGUUUUAGUUUGCGAGGACUGCAUUACAUUUUGUAAAUUGCGUGCUGAUGACAACCGGAUAACAUUUGACCAUUACCAAAAAAAAGAAAAGGAAGCUGAAUCUCAUUCAGGCCUCA
Panicum hallii is the source of this 1215-nucleotide messenger RNA. Its product is annotated as putative F-box/LRR-repeat protein 23. The transcript has 2 exons. The record is from RefSeq and is a predicted model, not a curated record. Bases 153 to 956 code for a protein of 267 amino acids. Lineage: Eukaryota; Viridiplantae; Streptophyta; Magnoliopsida; Poales; Poaceae. Gene Ontology annotation, molecular function: protein binding.